AUGAGCAAGGCAAGUCCAAUGACCCAGGAACAUCUCUCCGAGCUGGAGAAGGCCAUGGAUAUCAUCAUUGAUGUCUUCCACCAGUACUCGAGACGGGAGGGGGACCUAGACACCCUGACCAAGAAGGAGCUGAAGCUCCUGAUUGAGAAGCAGCUUGCGAACUACCUGAAGCACGUGAAAAACAAGGCCACCAUUGAUGAAAUCAUGAAGGACCUCGAUAUCAACAAGGACGCGCAGAUCAGCUUCUGCGAGGUGAUGCUGCUCAUCACCCGUGUGACCAUUGCCACCCACGAACACCUCCACGACGUUGAGGACCAGCAGCAGCAACACCAGCACAAGCACCAGCACCAACACCACCACUGA
Phaethon lepturus (White-tailed tropicbird) is the source of this 363-nucleotide messenger RNA. RefSeq names its product protein MRP-126-like. Gene Ontology annotation, molecular function: calcium ion binding. Gene Ontology annotation, cellular component: extracellular exosome; cytoplasm. The transcript is spliced from 3 exons. NCBI's taxonomy places the organism in Eukaryota, Metazoa, Chordata, Aves, Phaethontiformes, Phaethontidae. Bases 1 to 363 code for a protein of 120 amino acids. Gene Ontology annotation, biological process: endothelial cell migration. The record is from RefSeq and is a predicted model, not a curated record.